Nerophis lumbriciformis (worm pipefish) is the source of this 588-nucleotide messenger RNA. NCBI's taxonomy places the organism in Eukaryota, Metazoa, Chordata, Actinopteri, Syngnathiformes, Syngnathidae. The record is from RefSeq and is a predicted model, not a curated record.
AUGGGGGCCAAACAAAGCAGUCCCGCGUACGACGGCAGAACUCGGGCUUAUUCCAGCUCCGACCUGCCGUCCAGCAACUCCGGCGGAGGGGAAAGAUUCGCCGGUUUCAGGUACACCAAUGGACCCGAGGGCCCCCGGAUCAGGUACACGGGCGGGGGACCCACAAGUUCCGGUCUCAGCAUACCUGCCGGAGGCAGACCGGGCUCGCACACUCUCAAUCAAAGUCUGGAUGGCACAGAUGGUGAAGACGAGGGCCAGAUGACCCCCGAGGGCCACCGGCUGCUAAUAGGGUCCCUACCGGCUCAUCUGUCCCCUCGCUUGUUGACUGGUUUCCACUGCCCCGUGUGCUCCAAGUUCAUGGCGUCGGACGAAAUCGAGAAACAUCUGCUAAUGUGUUUCAGCAAAUCACGCCUCACCUACAACAAGGACAUCCUAUCCAGAGAUUCUGGGGAAUGUGCCAUUUGUUUAGAGGAGCUGGAGCAAGGCGACACUAUUGCCAGACUCCCUUGCCUCUGUAUCUACCAUAAAGGGUGUAUAGAUGAGUGGUUCGAGGUGAAUCGCUCGUGUCCGGAACACCCCUCCAACUAG